Messenger RNA from Acanthochromis polyacanthus (spiny chromis), 1936 nucleotides. RefSeq names its product hepatitis A virus cellular receptor 1 homolog. The record is from RefSeq and is a predicted model, not a curated record. Bases 507 to 1172 code for a protein of 221 amino acids. The transcript has 7 exons. NCBI's taxonomy places the organism in Eukaryota, Metazoa, Chordata, Actinopteri, Pomacentridae.
CUGUUCAGUCCGACUGAGGAAAUGUUGGACUGGAUCAUCUUCAGGGGCAGGUGGAGAGUCCAGGAUGUUCUGCUGAACUUCCUCCAUCGGGCCUCUUGGUGAUGUCAGAGGUAAAAUCUGAUCGAGUAGACGAACAGACAGAAAAAAGAUUCGAGGAAACAUGAAGAGGAACCAACGGAUGUCUGGGUUGUGAGUCACGCUGUGUCUUUCUGUCUCCUGGUGUUUGUUUGACCAGUAAACUUUGAAUAAAUGAGACUUUCUGGAAGGCAGCAGAAGUUUGUGUUUCUGAUCCAGAGUUUGAUGGGAUCUGAACAUCUGGAGGAUUCAGCCUCAGCUGUACCUGACCGGUGGAGGUCUACAGAGAAACAUCUGAUUAACCAGCAGCAGGAGACUAAAAAUAUCAGGCUGGAUGGAAAAGGGAAGUCUGAGGGUUGAGUCAGCAUCUGUCCGUCAGUCCGUCUGAUUCGUUGUCUGUCCAUAGAUCCAUCAGCAGGAGACACACCAACAUGCUGCUGCUCCACAUCUUCACCUGUGUCUGCCUCCUCUCAGGUGUGUCGGCGGUUACCACGGAGACGGUGGUGGGCGUGGUCGGGCAGACGGUGAUGCUGCCGUGUCGCUCUGAGGCGGCCAAUCAGAGAGGAGUGGAGGUGUGCUGGGGGCGGGGCGAGCCAUCACUGUUCACCUGCCACAACGCUGUGAUUGACAGCAGCGGGGAACGAAUCACGUACAGGAAGUCGUACAGGUUCUCGCUGUCGUCCUCGUCCUCCCUGUCCAUCUCCAGCUCUCAGCCCUCUGAUGCUGGUUUUUACCACUGCAGACUGCAGCUGCCGGGACUCUUCAACGACCAGACGUCCUCCGUCCACCUCAUCAUCAUCGACCCUCGUCCAGUCUUCUCCUCAGAACCAUCCAAGCGCUCAGAUGAUGAGGGGAACCUGAAUGCACCAUGGACGACAACAGAUUACAUCACAGAGGGUACUGAUGUCACAGGAAGCGCCACCACAGAGCCAAUGGUAGCUGUCGUUCAGCCCGUCCACCAGCAGGAACAUAUAAACACUCUGCAGAUGUUUGUUGGAAACACAGUGAGAACUUCCUUCAUCGUCUUCAUCCCCGCUCUGCUGCUGACUGCUGCCUACAAAACAAGAAACGUCAGUGCAGCACUGGAUGAAAGAUGAAGGGUCUGUCAGGAGCCCAGAAACUCACUGACCUUCUACACACACACUGAUUACAAGCAAACAGAUCACAGGUGAGGAUGGUUACCUUUAGCAGCCAUUCAAACCUGUUUGUGUCGACUUGUGUGCCUGUUAUCAGGCCAAACCUCCAGGGUAUGUAAACUUUUGAUCAGGGCCAUUUGGGUACUUUCUAUUGUCAUUAUAAUUUAAAAAGAAUAAACAGAGUUGUUUGAUAAUAAAUAACUAUAGCACAACACUAACCAUGAGUGAAGGAAGGUUUUUGAUCAUUCAUCUUCUCUGAAAAAUGGCCAAGAAAUCAUAAAUUCUGCCAGGAUAUGUAAACUUAGGAGCACAACUGUAUGAUUGGGAUUUCAGGCAAUUCUUUAGGACUGCUCUCACAUAAUUGAAAUGUUACUAAACAAUGUUAUACUGAUCAAAUUAAAUAACUUUGGUCUCCAGUAUAUUGGCUAAUUCACUUCUUUGUACUUCAUUUAUUAGCAUGAUUUCUUUAUAAAUAUGUUGUUGUGUACAUACUUAUUUACUUCUCUGUCUACUUUUUUCUUUACUCCAUGUAGGUUUUCCAGAGACUAUGAGUUGAGGAAGAAGUGGAAGCAGCUCUGAGGAGAGAGGGGUUUGCUGUAAAUAUAUAACAGCCUAAAGAGAGAGAUAAAUAAAUGAUGAUAAUUAUUAUUAAUAAUAAUUCUGUUAUUUAUUGUAAUUGUGUUGUUUACUGUAAAUGUAAAUAAACUCUACCCUGUUCUAGUCUA